AUAAAAUGUCAGUAAACUUAUGUUAAUGUAAAUUUCCAAAAUGUUAACUUUUUAUUAUGUUUACUAAUGCAUAAUUAAAUAUAUAUACACUUAAAAUUAUUAACGUAAAAGAAAAUUGUUGCAAUUUUUAAGUACGGGGAUAGUAGCUUUUCGAAAGAAUUGCCGUUUUAGCUAAAGCGGUCUCUCCCUAACAGGUCUAGGGUUUGGUUUUUCCUUAGUAGAUCUAAGGUUUGGUUCUUCCGGCCGGUGAAUCCCCUUCGCCUGUGUCCGGCGCUGAGAUUGGAUUUGAGGCAGAUUGACAAGAAUCCUUGCCAAGUUUGACAUCGAAGCCAGAUUCGACGAUCGAUUUCUUUGUGAGCAGGGUAGCAAGGGUAUGGCAGCGAUGAAGAUGACUGCUGGCGGUGGAUUUGCUACGAGCGCGGGACGAGGAGAGUUGUACGGAUUUCGAGCAAACCAGGUGACGAUUGACAAUGGAGGAUCAAUUAGAGUGGUACCAAGGAUACGGCCUCCUCCUGAACCACCGCCAUGGGUUGUGCGAGAUGCUAGAGUCUGUGAAAAUUUUCCAACAAGUUUUCAUUAUUUUGUCAUUUGGUUUGUUGUUAUCGUCUAUGUUGUUAGGUUUGUCAGUUUGUUUGAGAACUUAGCCUUGUUUUAUAUCAUUAAGCAUGUUUGGAUCUAUUGAAAUAUGGAUGAUUAUGUCAAGCCCGUUACAUGGUUAGCGAUUCGUGUUGCUCUUUCAAGGGUGACCGUUUCUAAGGCUCAUCAUAAGAUUUACAGUCGUAGUUGUUAGAGUCUAGUUGAUGUCAGAUUUGUUUUUCCUUUGAUUGAUGUAAUGAUCCCGAAACUUAUGAA
This is a messenger RNA of Cuscuta epithymum, 852 nucleotides long. NCBI's taxonomy places the organism in Eukaryota, Viridiplantae, Streptophyta, Magnoliopsida, Solanales, Convolvulaceae. The record is from the annotation of a GenBank genome assembly.